AUGUAUCUCUCUCUCCCUACGUUGACUGUUCUUAUUCCACUGGUCUCUUUAGCAGGACUGUUUUACUCAGCCUCUGUGGAAGAAAACUUCCCCCAGGGCUGCACUAGCACAGCCAGCCUUUGUUUUUACAGUCUGCUCUUGCCGGUGACCAUACCAGUGUAUGUGUUCUUCCACCUUUGGACUUGGAUGGGUAUUAAACUCUUCAGGCAUAAUUAAUGCAACCAGAGCCAAGAUGGCAUAUAUAUAUACAUAUAUUCAUGAUAUGUCUUGGGCAUCUAUCUCUGGAAGCUCAGCAAGGUGGAAAUACUGGAGACCCAUUUAGUCUGCAGGAAAGAUGCUUCGCCUGGCUUGUGUCAGGCUUAGCACUCUGGGAGGCUCACGCGGCACAAGCUUCUGUCAUCACACUCUUGUUCUGCCCUUGUUUUUUGAAGGUUCUGACUUACAACUGCUGUGUCAGAAGAAACGUUUUGACAAAGUGUCUUGUUGGAGAUUAACACCCCCCACUCAGUCAUCAUCUGAUGACUGUUUCUCACCCUUUGAUCUAAAAGUUGGUCAUUUGGAAUUUUGUUGGCUUGUAUAGCUUCAAGGUAUUUGAUGAAGUCACACAUUACAGAUGACUGAAAUAAUUCCAAAGGAGCUACGUUCAAAUGGUUGUAGAGAAAUGCAUUUGCACUAGUGUGAUUAUAAAACCAUACAAUAAAAUGGAAAUUUCAUGUACUUACACAAA
Lemur catta (Ring-tailed lemur) is the source of this 727-nucleotide messenger RNA. RefSeq names its product phosphatidylinositol glycan anchor biosynthesis class Y (gene PIGY). The record is from RefSeq and is a predicted model, not a curated record. Lineage: Eukaryota; Metazoa; Chordata; Mammalia; Primates; Lemuridae. The coding region runs from base 1 to 216 and encodes 71 amino acids. The transcript has a single exon.